CUGAUACAACAUGUCUUUGGGCUUAUGAUACAAAUGUGGAACACUUAUUGCAUCAAAAUAUUCUACCAUCCAACAGAGAACUCCACAUAUUAUGUCGUAAUCUCGGAAGACGGUCACAAAAAUUUUCUAAUAUUUGUGGCAUGAUUUGUAAGCAAGUCAUGAAUACAGCAGAAGAUAUAGUUGAUGUCUGGGCAUCUUACUGCAUAGAGGAUCAUCAUUCUGAUGACACAGUGUCAAUUGUUUUCGUUGUUAUUAGGACGGAUACAUCGAAAAACAUUCAUCUAAAAGAUUAUAAAUAUCAUUUGGUUUCUCAAAACACAUUUAGCAAUGAAAGCGAAAUCUUACUUGCUAGGGAAUUGUCAGAUGAAACACAUGAUAUAUCCAGUAAACGUGAUACUCUUGAAGAAUUGAGAAAAUGUAUAGCCCGCCACGCUGAUGAUCUUCUAGAAAGGCAUAGUAAUAUUCACGUUAUCAUACCAAGUUUAAACAAGUCAAAGGGAUAUUAUUCAGCCAAUCAUAGCAUUGUCGAUGAACCAUGCAUUGCAUUCUAUGUUCCUGUAAAAGGAUAUAUACCAAUAAAUGAGGACCCGUUUCCACAAAAAAUUGACGGAUUUGAAGUAGAUGUUCUAGAAGGUAAAUUUGAAACAUACAAUGGUGGACCAAACGAGUUUCACGUACACCUGAAGAUGGGGCUGGCUAUCCAUGCAAACAUUCUUGAUGAUAAUAAACAUUUACUUGGUGGGACACUUGGUGGAUUCAUCGACCAUCCGAAGUACAAGAUGUGUGGAAUAACAUGUGCUCACGUCGUUUGUUCCAGUGAAGAAAUGAGCUCUGUGGAGUCAUGUGGUAUCAAAACUGAUUUUGAUAAACAUGUGUUUCAGCCAGUGAACCACGAAUCCAAAUCGUUUGGUAGAGUUGAAAUGGCUGUUUACGAGCGAGGUGAUGAAUCUUCAUCAGGGGUGGAAGCUGCUCUUUUUAAUAUAGAGAAAAGACAUCCAAAAGAUGGCAGUUUUCCGAUGGCUUUCAAUGACAUAGAAGCAGGUUUUACUGACAAGAAACCGCUUACUUACAAUUCAGGAAACGUCUGUGAAUCAUCGGACAUACACCUAAGAACUGAAGUGUACAAAUAUGGUAUGGCGACUGGUAUUACUAGAGGGAGCUUUGCUUUGCAAGGUGCAGUUGUUCGCAAAGAAAAAAUGGAAGUAAAUGGACAUCAUUUUGGAUACAGUCUGAAAAAUCAGUUAGUAGUUCUUCAAAUAGGAUCGGAGCCUUUUGCAGAAGCAGGAGACUCGGGGGCAUUGGUGAUGAUAGAAGACGAUCAUCAUGAUUCUGUCGCUAUCGGCAUUGUUGAAGGUGGUAUUAAGGGCAGAGUGUUUGUGACGCCUAUCUGUGAUAUUCUAAGAGCUUUCCGUUGUUCAGACCUAAAGAUGUACAAGUUCAACAACUUAAAAAAUGGCUGUCUGUCAACUGACUGGGUAGAUGUUGAUGUUUCCGAAGUGAUGGAUUUCAAUAAUUAGUAAAAUGAAGAAAUAAAGAAACUACAGACUUAACAAAAUAUGUUAUCAAACGCUUAAUAUCUCUGAGCAACUUCUGAGAUGAACUACAGGCACUUUUGCAAACUUCUGGAGUAGAUAAAGAAGUCAUACUUGAACAAGUCUAAAAAUAACUCUAACGUUUAUAUUCAUCAACCUCUUUAACUAUCAAAAUGAGGCAAACACAUUUUUUAUUCCAGAAUCUUUGCCUAGUCUGUGUUUCGUUAUAUUUUCUUUUUCAUACAUAGAAGCACAUUAUGAUCUAUACUGCACAAAAUAUCAAAUCGCAUUUCACAAUAGCUCCGUUAUAGAUUAAAACUAUCUCGCUACAUCAGUGGAAAACACAAAGUAAUAUUACAACACAAUUAUUACAAUACCUUGUCAACAAGUUACAUAGAAGUGGUGAUGCAAUAAAGAUUCGACGACCUGCUUGAUAAUCUACGGUUGUUGGAUGUUAAGCGCAUGUCGAAAUCCAUUUUGAUGCAGUGAUAUACCACCAUUAAUAGUCGAAAAUGCAUUGAUAUCAGUAUACGAAUACCUUACACGAUAGUUUCCUCUACUGAAUAAAAAUACUUGUUAUUAAUAUUACACUUGCUUUUCUAUAAUCUAUCAACAAAUAAUAGCAGACUAUGUCAUUUUUUAGCAAAGAAAAACUGUUUUGGAGUUAUCUGAUACAAGUGAAAUAUCCAGUGCUUGCGAAAUACUGGAAAAGAGGAGGACGUGUAUAGCCAAACUUCUUGAGAGACAUAGUAAUAUUAGUUUCGGAUCUAACAAUAUCUAAGUUGUGAAAUGUGUACAAUACGUUAAAAGCCUGUUCCCAGGUAAACAAGGAAGUCAGUCGAAAAUGAUGACUGGGAUAAACUGUCUGUUAUGAUAAGAAAAUGUGUUGAUAAAUUCUUUAACAGCCUGCAUUGUAACUGGAGCUGAAAAGAAAAAUAAUGAUGAUAUGUUUAGUUCACAAUAUAAAAUGUUAAUAACAGGUAUGCAUGUAUAUAUAAAUUGCCGGUCCAUGCUUUGUGCUAUUUAUCUGUCUAUAGUUCAAAAUUAAUUUUGCUAGGACAAGGUCAAACCUUGAAGAAAAAAAAAUGAACAUCUAUUUCCGACAUCAACUUAAAGAUACUUCUGACCAUCGGCA
Mercenaria mercenaria is the source of this 2667-nucleotide messenger RNA. RefSeq lists its product as uncharacterized. The transcript is spliced from 2 exons. The record is from RefSeq and is a predicted model, not a curated record. NCBI's taxonomy places the organism in Eukaryota, Metazoa, Mollusca, Bivalvia, Venerida, Veneridae. Bases 141 to 1517 code for a protein of 458 amino acids.